Molecule: messenger RNA, 3156 nt
Organism: Hypoxylon fragiforme
Lineage: Eukaryota; Fungi; Ascomycota; Sordariomycetes; Xylariales; Hypoxylaceae
Exons: 1
Coding region: 377-2731 (784 amino acids)
Biological process (GO): mRNA splicing, via spliceosome
Cellular component (GO): cytoplasmic stress granule
Molecular function (GO): mRNA binding
Source: RefSeq, a predicted model, not a curated record
UAUUAGAUUACUGCACUCUUUCGAUAUUUUCAGCCACGGCCGAUCCGAUUAUAUCGCGUAAUCUCGGCGAGAGACCACCGAUCUAUUGCAUAUAGUCUAUAUUCGUCUUCCUCGGUGGUGCCUCUUCUUUCGAUUAGAGAUACCCAAUUAUCUUUCAACUUAAACUAUUGUUUGGACAAACUCGAGGUUAUUCCAUUUCCAUCAUUGACAGCUUGUUGUAAUAGUCAACUUUGCUUGCUACGUUAGGAUCCUGUACUUUUUGGAUCCUAUUUCUGCCUUCUGUCCCCGUGCCUCUUUUCGGCACGCCUAAUCCUUCAAAACGGCGGUACUAUCGCACGCCUCCCGGGACAGCCUUGUCCCUCCUCAUCUUCUCGGGAUGCAGGAUCUCUCGGCAUCUGGUGGCAUCCCCACUGGCCCUGCCGCUAACUCGGCAGGCCGGUUCGGUCAUUCGUCUAAGCCUUCUAAUAGCGAUACUGGUUUUUCUCACGGUGCCUUCACCUCUAAUGUCUCUGGGUUUGCUGAUAGACACCCUCGCCGAGGUAACAUUCCUUCGAUCAAUACUCAGCAGCAAAUGAAUCAGCCCGCCCAUAAUACCAAUCACGAUAUGACCACGCCCGGCACAGGAUUUGAUAUGCAGUUUACGCCUCUCCUUCCGUCUCAGUUGCUUCUGGGCAGCCCCUUUCAGCCAGGAACCCCUGCUGCUUUUGCUAGCCCUCAGUUCCAGAACAUGUCUGCUUUCCAGCACAGUCAGCAGCACAAUGGGCAACAGCAGCAGAACAUAUCGAGCCCCGUCCAGCAGAACAUUUCUCCUCAGACUUAUCAGUCGAUCGUGUCCCCUUCGACCUACGGCGCCCCCCAGUUCUUCCAGCCUCAGUCUCCCACCGGAAUGCAGAUGCAAAUGCAGCCCCAGUCGCCAACCAUGAGCCCUGGUGUCGUGACCGGAACUAGCAGAACUGUGUAUCUGGGUAACAUUCCUCCGGAUACGUCUGCUGAGGAGAUUUUGGGUCAUGUUAGAAGUGGACAGAUCGAAUCUGUUCGUCUUCUUCCCGACAAGAACUGCGCCUUCAUCUCUUUUCUGGACGCCAACGCAGCCACUCAUUUCCACUCUGAUGCUAUCUUGAAGAAGCUCUGCAUCAAGGGACAGGAUAUCAAGAUUGGAUGGGGCAAACCAUCUCAGGUCCCAACCUCCGUCGCGCUAGCUGUUCAGCAAUCUGGAGCUUCUCGAAAUGUGUAUCUCGGAAAUCUGCCGGAGGAUAUCCCGGAAGAAGAGCUACGAGAAGACCUCGGAAAGUUCGGUGCUGUUGACACCAUCAAGAUUGUUCGCGAGAAGAACAUUGCCUUCAUUCAUUUCUUGUCUAUCGCCAAUGCCAUGAAGGCCGUUCAGCAAUUGCCUCAGGAGCCGAAGUGGCAAUCUCCUCGCCGCGUAUACUACGGCAAGGAUCGUUGCGCAUACGUUUCUAAGACUCAGCAGCAGAACGCAGCUCAGUAUCUUGGCAUUGCUCCUGGGUAUGCCCACAUGCUGACGGGACAAGAUCGCGAGGUCAUUUCUAGUGCACUUGCCCAGCAAUCUGUCGCUGCAGCAGCUGUUGCCACUACCGCAGGUGGCAUUAACAACUUGGGCAACCGAACCAUCUACCUCGGUAAUAUCCACCCGGAAACCACCAUUGAGGAGAUUUGCAACGUUGUUCGUGGCGGCUUGCUCCACCACAUUCGAUAUAUUCCGGACAAGCAUAUUUGUUUCGUCACCUUCAUUGAUCCGACUGCGGCGGCUUCUUUCUAUGCCUUGAGCAACUUGCAAGGCUUGAUGAUUCAUAAUCGUCGUUUAAAGAUUGGAUGGGGAAAGCAUUCUGGUGCGCUCCCGCCAGCCAUAGCAUUGGCUGUCAGCGGCGGCGCAUCUCGAAACGUUUACAUAGGGAAUCUGGAUGAGACUUGGACGGAGGAGAGGUUAAGACAGGAUUUCUCGGAGUUUGGGGAGAUCGAACUCGUGAACACGCUACGUGAGAAGAGCUGUGCUUUUGUGAAUUUUACGAAUAUCGCCAAUGCCAUUAAGGCCAUUGAGGCAGUACGAAGCAAGGAUGAAUACAAGAAGUUCAAGGUGAACUUUGGAAAGGAUCGCUGUGGAAACCAGCCUCGACAGCUCUCGCAGCAGCCACAGUCUCCCCGUGGUGAUGGUGUGUCGUCACCUCCACCAGUUGGGAGCGGAAGCGGUAAUUCUCCUACCAACCCAACAUCACCCCAAUCCGCCAACAGCGUUAGCCUGUUCGCCAAUGGGAACAAUCCGCUUACCAUGUACUUGAACCAAGUGUCCCAACAAGCUCAACAUCAGCAACACCAACAGCACCAGAUACUGGCCUCUCAGCAGGCUGCUCUCUUUGGGACUGCUGCAUCGUCCCCCAACGAGCUCUCGCUUGAGAUGCCCCAGCAAGGUCCGUCUCAUGGACAGUCGGCCAGUAUCUCCAAUGCUUAUGCAUCGAAUGGCUCUAUCCCUGGUGCUACCACCAUCGGUGGACUACUGGCACCAGGUAAUCAACGAGGGCAGCAUAACCGUGCUGUGAGCCUUCCGGUAUUCGCGCCUGGCUUCGAGAAUGGUGGCACUAGCCCAGUUAGUGGUGUUGGAGGACCGAACGAAGGGGAACGUAGAGGUCACCAGUAUCAGGCCAGCUUUGGCGGCAUGGGUUCUGGUCUUGGUCUCGCAUUGAACGGAUGGGUGGAGGAGGAGGUUGCCAACUAAGCAAUCACGCACGACCACUUCCAAAGGUUAUUGGUAGGGAAAGAUAAUAUGUUGUAAUUGCUGCGUUGGUUUUCUUCGGCGUUCUUUCUUCAGCUUUGAACGGCUACGGUUGUCAUUUUUAUAUGAUCUUUGUAAAACCUCUUGAACACAACUUUCCCGCUCAACCCGACAUACCAAGAAAAGACAUUGGUUGCUAAUCAAAAUUCACCUACAAACACUACUUUAAAGAACGACGGCAAGAUGGGCCCAAGGCCAUACGUUAUUUGCGAUUGCGAUUUGGACAAACGAAUAAGGAUGGAAAGAAAGAAUAAGAAAUGGGUCUCUGAAAAAUGAGGUCCGAAGGCCGGUUUGAUAGGAUGGUGCAUCGGAGAAGAUGGGAUAAGGAUAGAAGGAUUAAACUCGAAAACGAGAUAUGGCCCGACUAG